Molecule: messenger RNA, 2730 nt
Organism: Penicillium oxalicum
Lineage: Eukaryota; Fungi; Ascomycota; Eurotiomycetes; Eurotiales; Aspergillaceae
Product: putative GTPase activating protein (Gyp5)
Exons: 5
Coding region: 1-2730 (909 amino acids)
Source: RefSeq, a predicted model, not a curated record
AUGUCGAGUCGGACCAGCGGCGACUACGCAGGGGAAUCGUUUGACGAUGCCCCUGAAGUUCCCGAGAGCUUGAGUGUCUCCAUACCCAAAUCAACGUCGGCCCGAUCCUUGACUGAUAGUCCACCGAUCGGCUCAGGAGCUUCACCACAAACUCCAGAGCAACCAUUCCCUCAUUCUAGCUCACAGGACGAGCAUAAUACUGAGACAAAAGACCUUUCUGGGUCUUCUGGACAGCAAAAUCACCAAGACGAAGACAAGGAAGAUAUGCCCGAUGCGGAUCAAGUCGAUCCCCAUACCAAGGCCGAGCCUCAAGCUCCGGACGCAAUGGCCGAGGGCUUGAAGAUAGAGACAUCCGAAGGAAUCGACAGAAAUGAGGAUCAGGAUCGCCUAGCCACACCAGUGAAAGGAGAUUAUGCAGGUGAAGAAGAGGAGACCCCUAGGCGAAAUGUGGCGCAAAAAUCCCCCUUACUCACCUCCCACCGGUUAUCGACAACAUCUUCGCUGGACGAGGUGAACCUGACUUCGAGCAAAGACGAGGAGGGGCCCACCCAUCAAUCAACGACACUGCAUCUCGACUCGGAGCUUGAUGGGAAGCCUGCCCUCUCUGCCAUGGAGCGCUCCCCUGCGAACAAAAGCCCUGCGGCGAUACCGCCCCCACCACCUCCGACUCGCAAGCCUAGCGGUCCUUUUGCUUGGUUCUCACGCAGCUCGACCAGUUCCAAGGACGUCAAGUCUCCGCCCGCGAACGGACGCAGGAACACAUCUACCUCCGUAUCAACCGUCGCAAGUCAUUUGGAUCUCGUGGAAGGGGAUGGUUCAAGUGUUCAUUCAAGGCGACCGAGACGGAAUAGCCUAAAAGAUCAAUUUAAGAUGCUGCGGAUGAGAGAAGAGUCUGCGCUCCCCGAGAAUGACGAAAGCAGUGUGCGAUCUGGUCAAGGGAGCUUCAGCCAUUCCGUUGCAAGCCCACAUAUAAUCCCGGAGGAAGGCCAGGAUGGUGUUUCGGGGACGCCCUCAGUUGCCCCCAGCGUAACCUCGCCCGGAGCUGCUUCACCAUCGACAGUGAACCCAGGCCUGGCGCCCGGAACUGUCUCCGGAUUUUCUCAGUCUGCGACCGAUGCUGCUGCACCGGUAGACUGGGAUCUGUGGCAACAGCUGGUGAACAAUGGCCCGUCCGCAAUCGCCAGCUCAGAGGAAUUGAACGCAGCCAUCAAACGGGGUAUUCCGCAGACCAUUCGAGGAGUGAUUUGGCAAAUCCUGGCUGAUUGCCGGGGAGGUGAGCUGGAGGAGAUAUACCGCGAUCUGGUAGCUCGGGGCACUGAGAAGGAUAGUCGUGCGCCAAGCGUUCAGAUCCAUGGAGUGAACGAGAAAGAAUCCGUCACUUCAUCGCGAUCGUCUGUUCGGUCGACCAAUUCGGGCUCAGCAGGUCAACCGACGAGUGCAAUUCCCAGUCCCUCCCAGGAAAUUGAUUCGGAGAAAUUAGCACGAGAGCAAGCAGCCGCUGAGACAGCUCGAUUGAAGAAGGCCAAGGAGGAAGCUUCUGCCUUGUCCAAGUUAGAGAAAACUAUUCGACGAGAUCUUGGAGCUCGGACCAGCUAUUCGAAGUACUUUGUUUCGCAGGGAAGUCAAGAGAGUUUGUUCGGCCUGUGCAAGGCUUACGCUCUGUACGAUGAAGCUGUCGGGUAUGCACAGGGCAUGAAUUUCAUUGUCAUGCCUCUGCUCUUCAAUAUGGACGAGGCCGAUGCCUUUGAGCUUCUUGUCAAGCUGAUGAACAAGUACCGUCUCCGUGAGAUGUUCAUUUCCGAAAUGCCUGGUCUUCAUCGCUGUCUAUUCCAGUUCGAGCGACUUCUGGAAGACUUGGAGCCCGCUCUUUACUGUCACCUUCGGCGCCGUGGGGUUCCUCCGCAACUGUACGCAACCCAAUGGUUCUUGACCCUUUUCGCCUACCGCUUCCCGCUGCAGCUGGUGCUGCGAAUUUACGACCUGAUCUUUGAGGAAGGCCUGGAAUUCACCUUGCUCAAGUUUUCAAUCGCCAUCAUGCGUCGCAACGCCCAGGCGCUCUUGGAGAUGAAAGACAUGAGUGCCUUGACCACUUUCCUCAAGGAGCGCUUGUUUGAUGCUUACAUUGAUAAGCAGCCCUCUGCGUCUUCCAUCCUCGAGUCUGGGUUCUUUGGCAGCUCUGGGGCUGCUGACAAGGAGGUUUACCGUGCAGAACUACUUGUUGAGGACGCCUGUGCUGUGCCCUUGACUCAGGAAACAAUUAAAUCCUACACAACCGAAUGGGAAGAGAAGAUCUUUGGUGAAAAGGAGCGUGAGGCCGAACUCGAGAAUCUUCGGCACACGGUGAGUGCACAAGCUGCCCGCUUGCGUUUGUUGGAAGAGCGGUCCGAGGCUUCGGAUAAGGAGCAUGUGCAGCUCGCCUCGGAGCUGGUCCAUGCCAAGGUUGAAAACGAAGAACUUCGGGACAUGAACGAUGCAUUGAAACUGCAGGUCGAGCAAUUGAAGAAUGUCGUCGACAAGCAGCCGGGCGAAGUCGAGGAGAAGUUACGGACCGAGAUGGAUCGGAUCAUGCAGCGCAACAUUGAGGUGCAGAAUGAGAACCGUUCAAUGGAGGAAUCCAUGGCGGAAAUGGAGAAGGAAUUGGUCGCAACGAAGAUGAAAUGGGCCGAGAUCUCUGAAGAACAUGAGACCCUUCGACAGAAAUGGAGCGACCUCCGUCGGGCGCUUGAUUGA